ACGAGUAUAAAAGAAGGAUUACUACUGAAGCAGACCAGUUCUUUUCAGAGGUGGAAGAAGCGUUAUUUCAAACUCCGAGGCCGUACCCUCUACUAUGCCAAGGACUCAAAGUCUCUAAUAUUUGAUGAAGUUGACCUCUCAGAUGCCAGCGUAGCUGAAUCAAGCACAAAAAAUGUCAACAACAGCUUCACGAUAAUAACUCCAUUUAGGAGGCUAAUAUUGUGUGCUGAGAACAGAAAAGAAAUGGAGGACUGGAUAAGCUCUCUGAAGUCCGUUCAGUCCAGAGAACACUAUGAGACCGCACAGUUUAAUGUGGAACAUUUCUCAGGGAUGCAUAACUGGUACGCCUGCUCCCACGCCAGACCCACCUUCUGCAACGUGUGCAGAGAGAGCCUCUCUGGAGUCACCUCCCACGGCCUGUCCUGCGAAGUGUGUAAGUUUAAAGCACAUAAAAGGUGUGCUGUCCGAGCAACAAACAACUGCAAGUGGACUACCUUAGCCUCAAUUGGGAAGGACAUCAUUGAAGAUGAAGAUGGUAUAGCUAUGCCUCACCAGUGGCUGGAGGGCAACCUGCCCGUCAGUGCCAAGUGCGCCGUCUGUGACAAGACCUGCGGCAGCGUCUUGCGCCUGCAAGACUGGAAGUGCCUUUGGUGUAAAGCUAUGGUUCACACUGCUUGUAAAGACCUAUAUCCUCGUAAAUGUCCACUUGGCCAGUGCAAGGUAUCGAUCAUACCUCCAACAGCACUGAACAGUAUAGACUCGGAUGGUUUCUGGAAAGCUACAUGCCCGCCAUCCUGUGCCAGUCCUCUUUUAGUUUUUGUUAACUCAAAGAGUGGAGACAAUCAGGGAGUAAAGUUCCUUCGGCGAUUCAAACAGUCCUUAAAUCCAGCUCAGGUGUUCGAUUUAAUGAAUGGAGGACCUCACUUAGGUUUGCGGUUAUUUCAGAAGUUUGACAACUUCAGGAUUCUUGUGUGUGGUGGCGAUGGAAGCGUUGGUUGGGUCUUGUCAGAAAUUGAUAAGCUCAGCCUGCACAAACAGUGUCAGUUAGGAGUGCUGCCCCUGGGCACUGGAAAUGACCUUGCUCGUGUCCUUGGCUGGGGAGGAUCCUGUGAUGAUGACACGCAGCUUCCUCAGAUUCUGGAGAAGCUAGAACGAGCCAGCACGAAAAUGUUAGACAGGUGGAGUAUAAUGUCCUAUGAAUUGAAAUUACCAGCAAAGCCUUCUAUUCUUCCAGUGACUGCAGAAGAGUCAGAGGAAUGCCAG
This is a messenger RNA of Merops nubicus (carmine bee-eater), 1263 nucleotides long. Its product is annotated as diacylglycerol kinase eta-like. NCBI's taxonomy places the organism in Eukaryota, Metazoa, Chordata, Aves, Coraciiformes, Meropidae. The record is from RefSeq and is a predicted model, not a curated record. Gene Ontology annotation, biological process: intracellular signal transduction; lipid phosphorylation; diacylglycerol metabolic process. Gene Ontology annotation, molecular function: ATP-dependent diacylglycerol kinase activity. The annotation marks the transcript as partial. The transcript is spliced from 11 exons.